CCAUAUUUGAGCCUCAUCUACGGAGUACGUAAUUUCUAGCGCAUAGGACAACUUCACAACAUCCACCCAGAAUCGCCAACAUGGGUCAGUCAACGCUCGACCUCAUCGACACUGCGGUCAUCACAGGCGGUGCUGGGGGCAUUGGUCGAGCCAUUGCCGAAUCACUCCUCCGACACGGCAAGAAAGUCGUCAUCGCCGGACGUACCGAGUCGAAGCUGAAGCAGACGGCAUUGGAGAUUGGUGCAGCGGCAUACUAUGUACUCGACACCGGCAAGAGCGAUGCCGUCGCGGACGUGUCCCAAAAGAUCCUGUCCGACCAUCCGGACGUGAACUGCCUGAUCAACAACGCCGGCGUGCAGAGACCGUUCCAAUUCCCCAACAUCAAGGACGAUCAAGAGUACUCGUUCGACUUGGACAAAGCCGACGCCGAGAUCGACAUCAACAUCCGCGGGCCCAUGCACUUGACGCUGCGGUUCCUGCCGCACUUGACGACGAACCUGCCAGCUGGUAAGAAGGGCGUCAUCAUCAACGUGUCGAGUGUCCUGGGCUUUCUACCGAGCAGUGUGAUCAACCCGGUGUACAACGGGACGAAGGCGUGGGUGCAUUUCUUCACGAUGAAUCUGAGGACGCAGUAUGCGCAGUCCGGCAAGUUGAGGGUCGUCGAGAUUGCGCCGCCGACGGUGAGCACGGAUCUACAUCGCGAACGGACCGAUCCAAGGGACAAUUCCAAGGAGAAGAAUCAGGCUGCACUGACUUUGGACGAGUUUAUCAGUGACGUGGAGCAGGGGUGGAAGGAAGGGAGGGAGUUGAUUGCACCUGGACCGGCCGGAGCGGUGGUCGGGGAGUGGGUGAAGGCGUACGGUGAAAGAUAUCAGAAGGCGACUGGUGGCAAGUAGGUCUGGGGCUGUGAUGGCGCUUCUGUGAGCCUACACAUGAAGAAUAGACUUGGGCCUGAAGGAUUUUGUCAAAUAUGGGAUGACCAGGCUCAGCCUUGCAACGGGCGUGUUCAGCCUGGUCGAGAAAAAUACAGUACAGGUGUUCC
Molecule: messenger RNA, 1042 nt
Organism: Exophiala xenobiotica
Lineage: Eukaryota; Fungi; Ascomycota; Eurotiomycetes; Chaetothyriales; Herpotrichiellaceae
Exons: 1
Coding region: 81-896 (271 amino acids)
Cellular component (GO): membrane
Source: RefSeq, a predicted model, not a curated record